Molecule: messenger RNA, 2802 nt
Organism: Penaeus monodon (black tiger shrimp)
Lineage: Eukaryota; Metazoa; Arthropoda; Malacostraca; Decapoda; Penaeidae
Product: nose resistant to fluoxetine protein 6-like
Molecular function (GO): acyltransferase activity, transferring groups other than amino-acyl groups
Source: RefSeq, a predicted model, not a curated record
AGAGAAGAACAAGAGAACGGGAAUUCUAGAGUGACAACGAGUGCUUCGGCAGCAAGAUGACAGCACGCUUCUCCCUUCUGUUUUUCGUCCAGGCGUUGGCGAUGGGCGUCUCUGCGGCGGUCUCCAUCCCCGCCCACAGCAGCCACAUCGUCACCACGUUCAGGUGGAUGCUUGGGAAAUACUACUACCCAACACCAUCGGCCUCCCUCGGCGUAAAGCUCGAUGUCUCUUCCAGCCUUUGCCUGGCUCACUCGGCUCUCACUCUCGCCUCAGACCAGCAUUGGAGUCUCUCUAUGUGGGAUGCGAGCGGCAAGAUGACAGACGGCGUGGCAGCAGGCGCUACUGAAGCUCGCGGUCAUGCUGGCUUAUGCAAAGGGGUUAGCGCUGAUUUUCCUGGGACUGUGGCCUCCCAUCUGCAUGCACACCGGGACAAUAUGACUCGUCAUGACCUUGCCCUGAACUACUUAAACUCUGAUGCACUCCUGCUCGAAAACACUGUUCUAAAAGGGCGCUACUGUCUUGUAUCCGUCAGAGAUCAAAACCUGAGUGGUAAAAGUGCAGGAGGAUCAUCCCAGAUGUUUGCCUCUCUGGCUGGGAAAUACGGGAACACUUAUGCCACGUGCAUACCCGACACCUGCACUGCAGCCUUACUUCAGACUUCUUUGCGAGACCAGUGGGAUAAGGAUAUUAUCGUGAGCGUCGCGUGCGAAGGAGAGGAAGAGGAUUAUUUCAGCCUUCCAGAUUUUGGGUUCUUGUCAUUCACACUGGUGCUCGUGAUCCUGGUGGUGUGGGCCACGGCUUUCGACCUUCAGAAGCCUUGUGACAAAACAACUGGCUGUUUCUGUUCUUCUGGUCGUAAGAUACUUCAAUGCUUCUCCUUGGUGCAGAACGGACCCCGCAUUCUCUCGGUGCCAGUCACACCAAACCAACACCAAACCCUUGAUGGAUUAAGAGUUGUUAGCAUGGUGUGGGUCAUCCUUGCACACCGCUACAUGCUGUUCCUCGUCUCUGCCUCCAAUCCCAACGACAUUCUGCAACACAUGACAAACUGGCGGUACUGGUGGGUGUUCAAUGCCUACCCUUCAGUGGACACGUUCUUCUUCAUCUCUGCCUUUCUGGUCUCUGUAUACCUGAAGGAGCGACUUCACAACUUCACUUUCACAGGAUUUUACAUCCAGCGAUACUUGAGGCUUGUGCCUACAAUGCUGUAUACAGUGUGGGGGUGUGGAACAGUGCUGCGCCAUCUGGGUUCAGGCCUCGUCUGGGAUCGUACAUACCAAGAUAUGUUUGGACAACCAUGUACCUCUAGCGCCUGGUACAAUUUGCUUUUCAUCAACAACUUCAAUGACUCUGGUGACAUGUGUCUAGGACACCUCUGGUCGUUGGCAGUAGAGUGGCAGUUCUUCCUCGUGACGCCUCUGAUUCUCAUUCCUCUGUACCGCUGGCCAACUUGGCGCUUCCGUUGGCUCCCGUUGGUGGCAACUCUCAUCCUCUCAAUUGUGGCAUCCGCUGCUAUCACAAUUUCCAAAGACCUGCCUCCUACAGCAUCAUUCUGGGAACACCAGUCUACGCAAAUGUAUUACAACCACAUCUACAUGGCGCCAUGGUGUCGCGCUGGGCCAUACUGUGUGGGCUUGGCAGCCGGUUGGCUAUACCACUGGAUGACAGAAAACAACAUUACGCUCAAGCCGACAUGGAUACGAACUGGCAAAAUCAUGAGUUUUGUCGUGGUUGCUGGCGUGCUUACCGGUCCAAGUUUCCUGACAGGACAAGGGCGGUACUGGGCAGCCCUUUACUCUUCCCUCUCAAGACCAGCCUGGGGCUGCGUCAUAGCCUUCCUCGUGCUUAACACCGCCAGAGGCAAGCCAGGUGUGCUUGCGCAUUUUUUCUCCCACCCGAUGUUGGCCCCCUUAUGCAAGGUGUCUUAUUGCAUGUACCUGGUUUCCCUUCCACUGCAGACGAUGACAACUGGGAUGGCACAUAAAAACCACUACGAUCAACUAACAGCUGUGUACUUGGUGGUCGGCGACCUCGUGUUCAGCUACGGCGCAAGUCUUGUUCUUGCCCUGCUGGUGGAAUCCCCUUGCACGCGCCUCCUGUCGCUUCUGACGUCAGGAAAGCUCUUGCAGCGCAGCCAGCCACCGAAGCCUCAGGCCAGGACGAGUGUGAAGGAGGUGGCCAAGAGGCCGAGCAAUACCCAGGAGCUCGUAAGGGCAACACUUGCUCCGACCUUCAGCUGUGUCAGAUACAGAAAUCUGUAACUUCUCAAAACACAUUCAUACAAUUUGUAAAUAUCUGAACUUUCAUAUACUGACCAAUGAUAUUAGCGUAUACGCAGUUGAUGUAUACUCUUCUUGUACAGUAGUUUUUUAUUUAUUUGUACAAAUUAAUGUUGAAAUGUUUAUAAACUGUGAUGUGAUGCUUAGUCGUAGAUAAGUAUGUUUAAAUAGCGUCAAAUAUAUUUCUUUAAGAAGUAUUAUCAUGUAUAAAGUGUCAUGUGCAUUAAUUCUCAUACUUAUAAAACUCAUACUACUCAUCAACUUAUCUAAUUAUGGAUAGUAAAAAUACUUGCAUUGCAGUGCACACACACACACACACACACACACACACACACACACACACACACACACACACACACACACACACACACACACACACACACUCACACGCAUAUAUGUGUGUAUGUAUUUAGAAACUAUCGAUGCAUUGUAUUUAUUCUCAUAAAAUUCCAGAUAUAUUGUGAUAAAAUACUUAGAGUUUACAGUUAUGUGUAUAUAAAUUUUCUGUACUUUAUUUAUUAAA